CAUGGCCUGGAUGUGAGGGUCCUCUGAAGAAUUAGACAGAAAUGGCUUUGAGUAAUGUACCUUACCGGUCCGAGGUCCUGGCCUGGGGCCCUGAUGAGCUGGCAGAAUACUUCAAGAAGCUUAACUACAAAGAUUGUGAGAAGGUUGUGAAGAAGCACCACAUAAGCGGUCCAAGGUUUCUGAACCUGUCUGAAAAUGACAUUCAGAAAUUUCCCAAGCUUCGGGUUCCAAUUUUAAGCAAGUUAAGUCAAGAAAUCAACAAGAAUGAAGAAAGAAGAAGUUUAUUUGCAAGAAAACCCCAUCCACAAAGAUUUGCUGAAGAGAGAGAGUUCCAAGAAGAAGAAGAUGGUGGCUGGUCAUCCUUUGAUGAGGACGAUGACUAUGAAAGCCCAAAUGACGAUGCUGCAGAUGGAGAGGAAGAUGGAGAUUAUGAGUCUCCCAAUGAGGAGGAGGCACCUGCCCUAGAGGAUGAUGCUGAUUAUGAGCCCCCUCCCUCCAAUGAUGAGGACACCAUGCAGAACACAAUCCUUCCUGCCAAGCUCCCUUCUGGCUCCAUGUACAUAGACAGGCCCCUAACUGGGAAAACCCCUCAACAACCUCCAGUUCCUCCUCAGAGACCCUUACCAGGCAUUGGUGGCAGAAACAAUACACCUCCUCAUCUUCCACAACCCAGUCAUGAAGAGCCCAUUAGAGGCAGAAACCAUAGAACACCCAACUUCCCUGCACCAUCCAUAGACAGAAGUAAAAAACCCCCAUUGGAUCGUACAUUGCCUCAAUUUGAAAGAGAGUCUUUGGCAAUAGGGAAGAAACCACUUUUUCCUGACAAGCCUUCAGCUCCUGCAUUAAGGACUGCUGGUGAUCACUUACCUAAGAUACAAAAGCCUCCUUUGCCACCUGGAGAAAGACCUGAGAGAAAUUUUAAGAAGCCACCUGUACCAAAACACGGAUGGGUAGCAGACAGAAGAGGAGAUGAAGAAGAUGAUGUGCAACAAAGGCCACUGCCUCAACCAGCUCUUCCCUCUUUCACUUCCAAUACUUUCCCUUCAAGAUCAAUCAAGCCACCAUCCAGGUUUCCUCAAUCAGGAUCUAACAGUAUGCCUGGGCCAAUCACAGCAAGUAAUUUCCCAUCAAGUGCAUCCCUGCCACCAUAUUUGUCAAAAGGUGCUUUCAACAGACCACCUUCUAGAGGUCCAGCUGAGGGAAGACCUUUGCCAAUUCCAGUUAGGCAACAAUAUCUUGGGGAUGAAGAGAACUCAUUGAAUAAUGAAUGGUAUGUCUCAUACAUUACUAGAACAGAAGCAGAAGCUGCUCUUAGGAAAAUAAACAAGGAUGGCACUUUCCUGGUGAGAGACAGCUCUAAGAAAACAGUUACCAACCCAUAUGUACUCAUGGUGUUGUACAAAAAUAAAGUUUAUAACAUUCAAAUUCGUUACAAUGAGGAGAGUCAAGUUUACUUGUUGGGAACUGGACUUCGAGGGAAAGAGGAUUUUUUGUCAGUGCCUGAUAUCAUUGACUACUUCAGAAGAAUGCCACUUCUACUUAUUGAUGGAAAAAACCGAGACUCCAGAAACCAAUGCAUGCUAAUAUAUGCUGCAGGGUAUCCUUAGGAAACUAUCAAGUAAAAUAUUAGCCUCUUCCGCAUCUGUCAGCACAGAAAGAUGAUCCAACGCCUGCAAAACUAUGGACAGAGACUUCAAACUAAACAGAAAAGCUCUGUUUUAUUGGAAAUAAGGUUCUAUUCCUUUCAUUGAAAGAUGUUUUUGAAAGGAAGACUAUUAAGGAUGAUAUCUCCAAUUAUUUAUUAUUCUUCAAUGUCAGUAAACUGUAUAAAUGAUGAUGCUAACACUUUAAGUGCAUUCUAAUAAUUCAAUUUAUACUGAUCUGAUAUAGGUAUUCUUGAACACCUAGUUAAUGUGUAUUUUACACCUAACUUCUAGCCAACAUUAAUACUUAAUUACAUUGAAAGUCCAAAAGUCUAUAUGUCACAAACUUGUUAUAGAUAAAAUUUAUGCCAAUAAGUAGCAAUCAUCAAUAUUUGGAAAUAAACUUUACUUUUAUCAGUAAUUUUAAAAACUUGAACCAGAUCAUUUGUUGUUGUUAAAAGAUAAAAGGUAUCUUUUUUCCAUUUGGUCUGAAUUUGUUCUUUUGAUUUAUAUUGUUCUUUCUAUAUAUUGCUCAAUCCACAAUCCCAUUUUCUUGGCUAUAAAGAAAAUGUUAGGAUUAAAAACCCAAAGAAGAAUGCUAAAAUUAUUAAUUAUAUUUUGCUUGUAUAACUAAAAAUAGAUAAGCUGGAUUCUGAGUUGUAUGUUAUUCUUUUUUUGCAAACACAUAAUUCAC
Gracilinanus agilis (Agile Gracile Mouse Opossum) is the source of this 2337-nucleotide messenger RNA. RefSeq names its product lymphocyte cytosolic protein 2 (gene LCP2). Gene Ontology annotation, biological process: cell surface receptor protein tyrosine kinase signaling pathway; intracellular signal transduction. The transcript is spliced from 21 exons. Gene Ontology annotation, molecular function: protein binding. Lineage: Eukaryota; Metazoa; Chordata; Mammalia; Didelphimorphia; Didelphidae. The coding region runs from base 42 to 1607 and encodes 521 amino acids. The record is from RefSeq and is a predicted model, not a curated record.